UCCAAAGUCCAGCCAGAAGGUUUGCUAAAAUUAUCAUCAGGACUGCUAUGUGGAGUUCAUGUCGUUUUAACAUCCUGCAUAAGACAUUGGUAGCACGGUUAAACACCUGUUGUAGGUUACAAGCAAUGAAUACUGCUGGGAGAAACUUGCCAAAGGUUUAUAUCACCAGGCGAAUUCCUCCAGAUGGUCUGAAGGCCCUUCAGCAGGCUGGAAGCUGCGAGAUACAGCAAUGGGAUUCAGAUGAUCCAGUUCCACGUUCUGAACUUCUCAAAAAGGUCUCUGGAAUUCAUGCCUUGUAUUGUCUUUUAACAGAGAAGAUAGAUAAAGAAGUGCUGGAUGCUGCAGGUCCUAGCUUGAAAGUUGUUAGCACUAUGUCUGUUGGAUACGACCACUUAUCACUUGAUGAACUAAAAAACAGAGGGAUCCGGGUUGGAUUUACUCCAGAUGUUCUAACAGAAGCUGUUGCCGAACUCACAAUUGCACUACUCCUAGCAACAUCCCGAAGGCUUAUUGAGGCUGUAGAGGAAGCAAAGAAUGGUGGUUGGGGUACAUGGAAACCUCUAUGGAUGUGUGGAAGUGGUCUCACAGAAAGCACUGUUGGAAUCAUAGGCCUAGGAAGAAUUGGUGAAGCUAUUGUCAAUCGCUUGAGACCAUUUGGAGUCAAGAAGUUCCUAUACAAUGAUAUUGCACCUAGAGAAGAAUUAGCUGCCAAGAUCUCUGUUGAUUUUGUUUCCUUGGAAGAGUUGGCAAAGCAGUCUGAUUUUCUCCUUGUGUGCUGUGCUCUAACUCCUGAAACUCAAGGAAUGUGCAACAAAGGACUCUUCUCCAAAAUGAAAAGAAGCUCUGUGUUUAUAAAUACUAGCAGGGGUGCUGUAGUAAAUCAGGAAGAUCUUUAUCAUGCCUUGGCGAAUGGGCAGAUAGCAUCUGCUGGUUUAGAUGUCACAGUCCCAGAGCCUCUUCCUACGAAUCAUCCACUUUUCAAACUAAAAAACUGUGUCAUUCUGCCUCACAUCGCCAGUGCAACUGUGGAAACCCGGAAUGCCAUGGCUGCCCUUGCUGCCCAUAAUUUAUUGGCCGGCCUGAAAGGGGAGGCAAUGCCAAAGGAACUGAAACUUUAAUCAACUAAAGAAGAACGUAGCAAUGAGCAGAAUUGUUCCUAAACACAGUAAACAGAUUAUUUUCUAACAAAACAAUAAAUGAAUUACUGGUCUAUUCUCCUAAUCUAUGAAAUGUCACUGCGUAUUCAAAUGUUUCAUGUGAAGUAAUAAAUGAGGACUUUACAUUUGUUUGUUCUAAGCAUCUUUUGACGUCUGCCUGAAAAUGUUAUUUUCUGUGAAUAGUGUCUAUCAUAGGGGUAACAUCAUAAAUGUGAUGAUGUAUGUACCUAGUAAAAAAAACUCACAGCAACUUGUGACCAGUACUACUUCUGAUAGGUUGAUGUUGGUUCUCAGACUGGUGAAAGCAUUAGAUUCAUAUAAUAAGUUAGUGUGUCAUUUCCAUAGUAGUUGUUUUUCACUUUUAGAAAUGCUAGAUAUGCUUUUAUUUUGUAAUAAAAGCCAAAAACAAAAAUAACCCAAAACGAUCACAGGAAUAGGUUUAGUAGUUGCAUCUGCUCCUGCCCCAAAGGGCCACAUUAAUUCAUAAAAUAUAUAGAUACAAGAGUUGGAAUUAUAUUGGAAUACUGAUGGAAUAUUGAUGCCCAUAUUGGACAAGAAAUUAGGGGUGACAUAUAGGGGAGCCCCAGUCAAACCAUGCAAUGGAACCUCUGAUCAUUUGAGGGUGUCAGCUAUUUCUUUUUUGAUUAGGAUUGUGUUGUUUUCUCUGUGUGUUAUAGUUUCAUGGGCACUCUCUGACUUUUUUUUUUUUCGCUAGAGUUAGAACUGGAACCUGCUCUAUUAGUGUCUUGUUCCUUAGGGAACCUUCACAGAUAUCCUCUGGACCAAUGUCAAAUGACUGGAAAACAAAGAUAUUUCUUUUGAACGAGGCUGAAUUUAGAGAUAAGCAAAUAAAGUGCCAGAAACAAUAAAAAACACAAUCAAAGACUUAUAAUAAAACAUAUUUUCUGUUAUCAACUUUUUCUAAAAAUAAUACUGUGGGGGCAGGGUUGCUAUUUCAGAAAUCUGUAUCUUUAUAUUAGAUAUUAAUAGAUGUUCAUAAGUUCUGCUGUAACACAAAAUUCUACACAUCAGUGUUUUUUAAUCUAAGAAACAUGAUGCUGUUGUAAAGGUUUAAAUGUUUAGUUUAAGUGCAAGACAACUAUGUAAAUAAAAUCUUGGGGUCUACAAAAAUAUAUAGGAACCAUCUUUAAAAUUAACCAAGGCAAGCAUAUGUAGGAGAUAGAGACCUGUGUGAGUCUAAAUAGGUCAUUCAACCCAGACUCACAACCCCCUUUACCUUCCACACAAUUUACUACCUGCCCUGAAACACUGAAUUGACAUCAUCAUGAAACUAGACAUCACAGGUGAAAUGGAGGAAAGUAGAAAAGAGCAAAAAACUCUACCAGACCCAAAACUCAGAUCCACUGUGCAAUAAUGCAUUUUCUUUGAGUAGCCAAAGAUAUGUAACUCACUGCUGGACUCUAUUACUCUAGUAGACUAGAAGUAGUCCAUUACUUUGGUACCAUAUUUUCCUGUGCAUCUUCAUAUCUGAGAAUAGUGUGAGGUUAGCUGUCUGUGUGGGUUAAAUUGUACUUUUGAUUCACACAAAUGCCGUUGCUGCGUUCAUACGUACGUAAACAUCAUUAUCUAGAUUAAAAUUGAGUCCAAUGUAAAUCUGGCCAAUAAAUGUUGUUUUUCAUUUUGGGUGUUUGACUGCACAUUAAUUUUUUGUAAACAGAAUGCCGUUAAUAUGCCAUUGCCAUAAAACUGAUUGGAAUGUAUUUUAAUCCCAAUAAAUAAAUUUCUUCUUUCA
Molecule: messenger RNA, 2910 nt
Organism: Xenopus laevis (African clawed frog)
Lineage: Eukaryota; Metazoa; Chordata; Amphibia; Anura; Pipidae
Gene: grhpr.S
Product: glyoxylate reductase/hydroxypyruvate reductase-like protein
Source: RefSeq, marked provisional